CGAACAGCGCGGGUUGAGUGUGGGACGUCUACAAACCUUAGUCUACUACAAAACCGUCUCUCCCCUCAAGACAAGAUCCUAUAAACUCAGUGUGGAAGGGCCUUUAUGCAUUAAAACCAAUAAUGUGAGAACCCGAUGCAGACCUCGUGUCAUGGACGUUUAAUCGUAUCAACCGCUACAUUUUAUUUGUGUCGUACAUUUGUUUUAACCUGCCGUGAAAUCAUCAAAUUUACACUAACCUUCGGAUACCUGGAUUGUGAUGCGACAAUGUCCCGAGGAAUAUGCCCACGUGUAAACUUCUGCUGGAUUUGGCUGGCUGUUCUGUUUCUGUUGAAAAUAGAGGAUGUUGGCGCGUACAGCUGUCAUGAGGUGAAGACCGCUUUCCAGGUGCGACAGAUCGGUCCGCUGAAGUGGGUACCGGAGACACCUGGGACAGAUGUGGACCUGUUGGUGUGUAAGCACCAGGGCCCGUCCUGCUGCACCCGCAAGAUGGAGGAGAGCUACCAGGCGGCGGUGAGACGAGAGACCCUCCAGAGCGUCCGCUCCUACAGCUUCGAGCUGAAGUACCUUAUCUCCGGCCACGCCACCGCCUUCCAGGACACCUUCCAGUACCUGCUCUCCUUCUCCCAGGGACACCUCUCCUCCCUGCUGGAGGACACCUACUCGCCCCUCUCCCGGGAGGCCCUCCCCCACGUCAACUCCCUGUUCUCCUCCCUCUCCCUCUACAUCCGCGGACACAACCUCUCCCUCGAAGCCGCUGUUGACCGUUUCCACGACAACCUCUUCCCGCUCGUCUACGGGCGCCUGGUCAACCCGGGCGUGGGCAUCGAAGGUGGCUUGUCCGGCGAGCGGGGCGAGUGUCUCCGCGCCACCCGGCAGGACGUCAACCCAUUCGGCCCUCACCCCGAAACACUCGCCCAGGAACUGGGGCGCACCCUGGGCGCCGGGCGAGCCUUAUCCCUGGCCCUCGCCGAAGGCACCGAAGUCAUGAACGCCACCGAACACGUUUCCUUCACCAAAGAGUGUUUACGUGGCUUGACCAAGAUGCAGUACUGCUCGCACUGCCGUGGGCUGACACUGAUCAAGCCGUGCGUGGGCUACUGCCUGAACGUGAUGCGCGGGUGCUUGGCGAGCGUGGCCGAGCUGGACGGGCCGUGGCGGAGGUAUGUGGCGGCGCUGGAGGAGCUGACCAAUGCUGUGGCCGGACAACACAGCCUGGAGCUGGCCCUGCUUGGAGUCAGGGGGCACGUGAACGAGGCCAUACUACACGCACAGCUCCAUGGGCCCACGCUGACCGCUACGGUGGACAAAGUGUGUGGUCUGUCAGCCAAGGAGCCCCGCACCAGCGUCAGCACCAGCAGCCACCCUGACCCCACCCCAGAGGUCACGACCUCCAUGGUGACAUCAUCGACCGUCCCUCCCUCUGUCCCCCCCUCCAUCCCCCCACUGGAACAGCUGAUGGGACAACCUGCCCACCUGAGGAGUUCAUUCCCCCUGAAACCCUCCAAGAACGAUAAACCUAGAAGUCUGAAAAAGAUCUCUAGGGAGUUUCUGAGCUAUAUCCAGCGCUACAAGUCGUUCUUUGCAGUGCUUCCAGAAAUGCUGUGCGAGGGAGAGAUGGUAGUGGAAGACUUUACCUGCUGGAGCGGAGACGAUGUGGUGGAGAGUUAUACAGGCAGAGUGGUGGGGAAUGGUCUCCAGGCCCAGAAGCAGAACCCAGAGGUCAAAGUUCGCAGCCCAAACCCCGAACUGGCCGAGGUGAAGGAGAGGCUGGAGCGCCUCAACCAGGAGAUCCAUGACAUGCUGCCAGGGCUGGUCCAGAGAGAGUCCUGGGGGGAGCUGGGUAGUGGAGACACAGAGGACGGCAGUGGAGACUGUGACGAUGAGGACGGGUGUCAAGGAUCUGGAACGGGGACGGUCAGGAGCUCCCCUGAUGGUCGACCAGAGGUUUCCAGCGACAAACCCGUAGGCACUAACCCAGGUGGUCGCGCUCCCCCGGUGGUGAGGGUGAGAGGUGCAGGGUGCCCCCCUGCCUGUCUGUCUCUACCCACGGCCCUCACCCUCCUCCUGGUCACUCUGGCUCUACAGUGGAGCAUGCUCUGAACACAUCAUAGUGCCCCCUACUGACCUGGCCCCCUCCACACACACAGUACAGACUACACCCCAUCACCACCUCCUAUGUACCCCUACCCCAAUGCACAGACUGGACUGGGGUAGAGGAAGGAGGACGGGUGAAGAAAUGCGAAGAGGACAGAGAGAGAGAAGGAGGAGGGGGUGAAGAGAAGA
Molecule: messenger RNA, 2286 nt
Organism: Coregonus clupeaformis (lake whitefish)
Lineage: Eukaryota; Metazoa; Chordata; Actinopteri; Salmoniformes; Salmonidae
Product: glypican-5
Exons: 9
Coding region: 136-2103 (655 amino acids)
Biological process (GO): regulation of protein localization to membrane; cell migration; positive regulation of canonical Wnt signaling pathway
Cellular component (GO): plasma membrane; extracellular region; cell surface
Source: RefSeq, a predicted model, not a curated record